UUUGUGAUAAACAAGACACACUUUUUAACUUUCCGUAGGCCUAUUUGCAUGACAGUGUGAAUGCAACCAAUUCAAUUUCAGUGCAGUUUAGUUCCGUGUGUCACCAGGCAAACAAGAACUAAACAGCUUACAAACACCUUGUAAGUGUAAGAUCCGGCAAAUUAUUUGUAACUAUCAUGUCGCUGCAGGCUGUAGAUGUGGUUGCGGCUGUGGCUUUUUGUUGUAAUACUAUAGGAGUGACAAGGAUAUAAUUGUUGUGGAAUAUCUCCGCCGUCACUAGUUUACAUACGACACGCUGACCUGACUGUCAACUGCGCAAUCACACAUGAUGGGUGUCGCUCUUCUGUUUAGCAUUACCUUUACCGUUACCUGUAUUUUCGCCUUCUGCUUUAGCUUUAAUCUUACGAUUAUGCACACGAAUGACGUCCACGAUCGCUUUGAGGAGACAAGCAAAUACAGUGGGAAAUGUCGACCAAAGGACAAACUAGCCGAGAAGUGUUUCGGUGGAACAGCUCGUAUGAAGACCGAAAUUAAAAAAAUCCGGAGCAUGUACCCGAACUCGAUUCUUCUCGAUGCGGGAGACCAGUAUUCGGGAACUUUGUGGUUUUAUAAAUACGGUGGAAACGUCACAGCGACAUUCAUGAAUUACUUGGGCUAUGAUGUUAUGGCUAUUGGAAAUCACGAGUUCGACAGACGUGUUGAAGGACUUGUGCCGUUCCUGGAAGGCGCCAACUUCAGCGUGGUUAGCAGCAAUAUAGACGCGACCAAGGAACCCAGGUUGCGAGGUCUAUUCAGCGCAAGACAUAUUGUUAGUGUAGGAGGGGAACUAAUAGGCAUCAUCGGCUACACCACUACGGAAACCCAAUACAUAUCACAACCAGGACCAACAUUAACAUUCAAACCCGAGAUUGAUUCGAUCCGGGCAGAGGUGGCCGCGUUAGAAGCAGAAGGGGUCAACAAAAUAAUCGCCCUCGGCCACGCCGGCUUUUCCGUCGACAAGGAGAUCGCCAGGAAUGUACGAGGCAUAGACAUCGUCGUGGGCGGCCACAGCAACACGUUUCUUUAUAACGGAGAUGCGCCGUCGAAUGAAAAACCCGUAGGAAAGUACCCACACGUGGUGACGCAGGCGGAUGGGAGUCGGGUGCUGUGCGUACAGGACUACGCGUACUCGAAAUACCUGGGUUUCCUUCAGGUCCACUUCGACGACAACGGCGUCGUCACCAGCUGGAGCGGGAACCCCAUACUGCUGGACAAGACCGUGAAACAAGAUGCUGAUACCCUGGCCAAACUGGAACCCUAUCGCCAGGGAGUGGUGAACGAGACGGAUCAGAUCAUCGGCAGGACUCAGGUGUUUUUAGAAGGACGGAGAACAGUGUGCCGAAUCACGGAGUGCAAUAUUGGUAAUCUGGUGACCGACGGGAUGCUUCACCAGAAUCUAAAACACCCUGACUCGACCGAGUGGAACCACGUGUCAAUAGCUGUGAUGAAUGCAGGAGGAAUAAGAUCGUCUGUACAGCAAGGUGAUAUAUCAGUCGGCGAUGUCCUGUCAGUGCUCCCAUUCCGGAACACAGUCGACAUUAUCGAGUUAAAGGGAAUCCACGUUCUAGGGAUGUUUGAAAACUCGGUGGCUCGUUAUUCGAAGGACGCUGAUAGAUUGUUUGGCGGUUUCUUACAAGUGUCUGGUAUACGAGUUACAUAUGAUAUCGCCAAACCUGUGGGAAAACGUGUUGUGAAAGUAAAGGUCCGUUGUAGCAACUGCUCUAUACCGAAGUAUGAAGAUCUGGAUCCAGAUACAGUGUACAAGAUCAUAAUGCCAUCAUUCAUAGCAGACGGCAACGACUUUUAUAGUGUCAUCCGUGAAAACAAGAUCAAACACCACCUUCUUGGUGAUGUGGACAGCGAUGUACUGGUAGAAUAUAUCAAACAGAGGACACCGAUUAUUAGCGGUCUUGAGGACAGAAUCACCAUUUUAGACGGAACCCAGGUCUGUGUCAAAUGGUCUACAGUCGCGGGUUCUGCAGGGAUGCCUCCUUUCUCCUUCGCUUUAUAUCUGUUUAGUAUCUUUGUGUUCCUGAUCAGAGAAUCAUAACAUAAUGCCGAUGACUAUUGUCGAUUUGUUCAUUUUAUCAUUUUUAUUUUUAAAAAUGUCAUUGACAUAUCAUAAAGUUAAAGUUUGUUUUGUUUAACAACACCACUAGAGCACAAUGAUUUAUUAAUCAUCGGCUGUUGGAUGUUAAACAAUUCUGGUUCCACAUUUUGGCGGGCAAAAUCAGACACCAGUAAAACGACGUUAGUGUGUCACCCGGGCGGAACGACGGGUAUGUUUUGUGGUGUGUGUGUGGAUUGGAGGGGGGGGGGGGGGGGGGGGAGUGAGGGUGAUAGAUAUAUCCUAUAAAUAAUGUGCAUUUUCCUUAAUAAAUUAUCGUAUGAAACACCUAUGUUUAUGGCUAUUAACAAUGGAAUUCUCUUCAUUUUAAUCAAUGUUAAUUUUGUUUUUUACGCCGCUUUGUUCUAGUUGUGCUCUGGUGGUAUUGUCAUUGCCUGGCAACGUGGAGGUACAUGCAUAUAAUUAUGUAAUGCGUUUGCUUUGACGUAACGCAAGGCUCAUUGAUGCUAAAUUUACCUGUAGUGAUGCGAACUCUGGGUUUUGUUCAGGGAAAUACAUUCAAGUUGAGAGGAUGUAUUAAAACAGAUUUUAUUAUUUA
Messenger RNA from Gigantopelta aegis, 2705 nucleotides. Its product is annotated as snake venom 5'-nucleotidase-like. Gene Ontology annotation, molecular function: nucleotide binding; metal ion binding; 5'-nucleotidase activity. NCBI's taxonomy places the organism in Eukaryota, Metazoa, Mollusca, Gastropoda, Neomphalida, Peltospiridae. The record is from RefSeq and is a predicted model, not a curated record. Gene Ontology annotation, cellular component: plasma membrane. Bases 326 to 2089 code for a protein of 587 amino acids. The transcript has 9 exons. Gene Ontology annotation, biological process: AMP catabolic process.